Molecule: messenger RNA, 1710 nt
Organism: Torulaspora delbrueckii
Lineage: Eukaryota; Fungi; Ascomycota; Saccharomycetes; Saccharomycetales; Saccharomycetaceae
Gene: UGA4
Product: Uga4p
Exons: 1
Coding region: 1-1710 (569 amino acids)
Biological process (GO): transmembrane transport; amino acid transport
Cellular component (GO): membrane
Molecular function (GO): transmembrane transporter activity
Source: RefSeq, a predicted model, not a curated record
AUGACUGACGAUAUUAAAUCAGCGAUUAGGAGUGGACCACGACUUUCAACUUCUGAAGGCUCAGCUUUCGAAUUACAUCAACUGUCUUCCUCCGAUGUACGUUAUGUUAGAUCCAAAACAGGUGCGGGUGAAGUCAACUACAUCAAUUCUGCAACUUCCGUCAAUGAUGGUCAAUUGCUGGCAGAAAUAGGUUACAAGCAGGAGUUGAAGCGUCAGUUUUCCACGCUUCAAGUUUUCGGUGUUGCGUUUUCGAUUAUGGGCCUGUUGCCCUCUAUAGCCUCUGUUAUGGGCGGUGGUCUUACGGGAGGACCUGUCACACUGGUUUGGGGUUGGUUUAUCGCAGCUUUCUUCAUUUUGUUGGUUGGAAUUACCAUGGCGGAGAACGCUAGUGCUAUACCGACCGCUGGUGGAUUGUACUACUGGACUUACUACUAUGCGCCCAAGGGCUAUAAGGAGAUUGUCUCGUUUGUCAUUGGUUGCUCAAACUCGCUGGCGUUGUCUGCUGGUGUGUGCUCCAUCUCAUAUGGGUUUGCCUUGGAGGUGCUAGCUGCUGUAGUUAUAUCUCGGGACGGGGACUUUGAAGUUACCACUGGGAAGACGUAUGGUAUAUUUGCGGCUGUAGUGGUAGCCCAAGGUGUUGUGACAUGUUUGUCUUCUGGUCUGGUGGCUCGGCUGCAAACCCUCAGUAUUGUAUCCAACGUCUUUAUCAUGAUUUUGCUCUUCAUUGCGCUACCGAUCGGUGCCAAAGUAAACAGAGGUGGCUUUAACAAUGGUGAAUUCAUCUUUGGUACUUACCAAAACUUCAGUGACUGGAAUAGUGGCUGGCAAUUUUGUCUGGCGGGAUUCAUGCCAGCAGUCUGGACUAUCGGAUCUUUUGACUCUUGUGUUCAUCAAUCUGAAGAAGCUAAGGAUGCCAAGAAAUCUGUGCCAAUCGGUAUAAUUGGAUCUAUCGCAGCGUGCUGGAUCCUGGGAUGGCUCAUCAUCAUUUGCUUGAUGGCUUGCAUGGACUCCGAUAUAUCAAAGGUGCUGGACACCGAUUAUGAAAUCAUCCUGGCACAAAUAGUCUAUGACUGUUUGGGGAAGAAUUGGGCCAUUGCGUUUAUGGCAUUGAUUGCAUUUUGUCAAUUCUUAAUGGGGGCAUCCAUCGUUACUGCUGCUUCGAGGCAAAUAUGGGCAUUUGCCCGUGACGAUGGUCUGCCUCUCUCAAAGUAUAUCAAAAAAGUCGACAAAAAAUACUCGGUACCCUUUGUCGCUAUUAUCGCAGCUUGUGUUGCUUCUUUACUUCUAGGUUUGCUAUGUCUAGAUGCUGCUGCUGCUGCUGCCCUCUUCUCCCUGGCGGUCGCUGGUAAUAACCUUGCUUGGUCAACCCCAACUUUCUUACGAUUGACUUGGGGCAGAGAUUUGUUCAGACCUGGUCCUUUCUAUCUGGGCAAACUUUGGUCACCAAUAAUUGCUUGGAUCGGGGUGGUGUAUCAAGCGUUUAUCAUCAUUUUGGUCAUGUUCCCAUCUGCCCGUCAUGGUUUGACACCUCAAACAAUGAACUAUGCCUGUGUCAUUGGCCCAGGCCUCUGGAUCUUAUCAUGGAUAUAUUACAUGGUUUACAGGAAAAAAUACUUUCACGGUCCAAAAUCUAACCUUUCCGAUGAGGAUUACAAUGAGGCUGUUGGUGAAGAUUUAAUCGAAGAAAUACUUUCGCGUAAAGGCGAAUAA